Messenger RNA from Branchiostoma floridae (Florida lancelet), 1389 nucleotides. RefSeq names its product CMP-N-acetylneuraminate-poly-alpha-2,8-sialyltransferase-like. The transcript has 5 exons. Bases 9 to 1163 code for a protein of 384 amino acids. Gene Ontology annotation, molecular function: alpha-N-acetylneuraminate alpha-2,8-sialyltransferase activity. The record is from RefSeq and is a predicted model, not a curated record. Gene Ontology annotation, biological process: N-glycan processing; oligosaccharide metabolic process. Lineage: Eukaryota; Metazoa; Chordata; Leptocardii; Amphioxiformes; Branchiostomatidae.
GUACAGUGAUGCAGGCUGCAGUGGCGUUUGAGCUGCCCCGUGUGUGGCUGAUGUAUGUGUUCCUGUGGAUGGUGGCGAUGACUGGCAGCUACAUGCUCGGCUGUAUGACCGUUCAUCAGACGUUGUACCAGUAUGGCUGGAAUUUUCAACCUCGUGGGCCGUCUGCAUACAUUGAGAACAGCUCUCUUCAGUUGGAGUCUCUAAAGGAUAAAGAAAAACACUACGGUCCAUGGCCUGGGAAUAACAGCUGGCGAGAGCUUCAUUUCAAGUCGUCGGACAUAAUCAGAAAAACAGUCAGUGAAGUUUUUACACCAGAACGAGAUAUCGUACUCUUCUCAAAUUUCGACAAAGACACGGAAAGUUGCCAUCUCCAUGGCGAACCUUAUCAGGAGUGUCGGGGCAUCACGCCAAUCAAACGGUACAGGACAUGCGCAGUAGUGGGCGGAAGCGGCAUCAUCAAAGGCACCGGCUGUGGACCGGAAAUCGACCGCCAUGAUUUCGUCAUCCGAUUCAAUAUGGCGCCCAUCACUGGAUAUGCAAAUGACGUAGGGGUCAAAGUUGACAUGGUAGUGGUUGGUACCUUCAAGCUGCACAUGAUGAAAAAUACCCUGGAAGCCGAUCCAGACAGCCUCCACACUUUAGCAAAAUGGAAGCCAGAGAAGUACAUGUCCAGCAUAGAGGAAAUCCUAUCCAGACUCAAAUCAUACAACAAUUCGAUCUUCUUUUAUCCCAAGCCAAUUUUUGACCCUUUGUCGGGACGAGGAAGGGGGCCGGAUAUGCAUCUGAACGCUUUGAAUAACAUGUGGAGAGACAUUGGCUUAAACAUCACCAUUACGUACAACCUCUUUAACCUCAGGGAUCUGACAGUCCAAAUGCUUGAACAGCUCUACCCAAAGUUCCGAGCGCCCUCUGUCGGAAUUAUUACGUACCUGCAAGCUCUCACGUUCUGCGACCACGUGAACCUAUACGGGUUCUACCCACUGCCAAGGGACCCACUGAACAGAGUGGUCCCUUUCCACUACCACGACGAUCUUUUGCCUGGUAACGGAAAAAUACAGAAGCCACAUUUCUACCAGUUAGAAUAUGAUUUAAUGAGAGAACUGGACGAUAAAGGGGUACUUAAUUACUAUAUAGAUAAAUGCGUUCAAGAACCAACAUCGUGAUAUUUGCUCCACACAGCGUGGGCUGUGCAAUUUUAUGUUUCGGCACAAAUUCAUCUGUGUUGUAAUACUGUAUAGUAGAUAUUUUACUUCGUUUCUCAGUUUAUCAAAUACAUAUAGAUAUUCAGUGAAUGUACAAUGUAUAUCCAUACAAUUAUUAUGAUGUUGACAAUAGUAGUAUUCUGAUGUAGUCAUUUUAAGUCUAAAAAUGUAUGAAAAAAAAGAAGAC